This is a messenger RNA of Sungouiella intermedia, 1560 nucleotides long. Lineage: Eukaryota; Fungi; Ascomycota; Pichiomycetes; Serinales; Metschnikowiaceae. The record is from the annotation of a GenBank genome assembly.
AUGCUUAGAUCCAAGAUUUUCACCAGAGCACCAGUUGCCAGAUCAAUGGCUCCUGCCAUGAUCAGAUUGUACUCGAACUUGCCAUUGACAGUGCCAAUCACCUUGCCUAACGGUACCACCUACGAUCAACCAACUGGUUUGUUCAUCAACAACGAGUUUGUGUUGCCAAAGCAGAAGAAGACCUUUGAGGUUAUCUCUCCAUCCACUGAGGAGGAGAUUACCCACGUCUACGAAGCCAGAGAGGAGGAUGUCGACACUGCCGUCCAGGCUGCUCAGGCUGCUUUCGAUGGUGGCUGGCAGACUGCUGACCCAGCCGUCAGAGUGGCUGCUUUGAAUAAGUUGGCUGACUUGGUCGAGGCUAACGCUGAAACCUUUGCCCACAUUGAGGCUUUGGACAACGGUAAGUCCUUGCAAAACUCCAGAGGUGAUGUUGCUCUCUCUGUUGCAUGCUUCAGAAACGCCGCUGGUUGGGCUGACAAGAUCAUGGGCUCAGUCAUUGAGACUGGAGAUUCUCACUUCUCUUUCACCAGAAGAGAGCCUUUGGGUGUUUGUGGACAGAUCAUCCCAUGGAACUUCCCAUUGUUGAUGUUCACUUGGAAGGUUGGUCCUGCUAUUGCUACCAACAACACCAUUGUUUUGAAGACCUCUGAGACCACCCCAUUGUCUGCUUUGUUCCUUUGUAAGUUGAUCCAGGAGAACAACGCUCUCCCACCAGGAGUGUUGAACGUCAUUAACGGUUUCGGUAAGAUCACUGGUAACGCCAUCACUGAGCACCCAAGCAUCAAGAAGGUUGCCUUCACUGGUUCCACUGCCACUGGUAAGCACAUUAUGUCUAAGUGUGCUGGUACUUUGAAGAAGGUCACUUUGGAAUUGGGUGGAAAGUCUCCACACAUUAUUUUCAACGAUGCUAACCUCGAUGUUGCUGUCCAGAACGUUAUCACCGGUAUCUUCUACAACUCUGGUGAGGUCUGCUGCGCUGGUUCCCGUUUGUACGUCCAAGAGGAGAUCUACGAUGACUUUGUUGCCAAGUUUGUUUCUGCUGCUGGCCAGGUUAAGGUUGGUAACCCAUUCGAGGAGGACACUAUGCAAGGUGCUCAAAACUCUUGGAACCAGAUGUCUAAGAUUUUGGACUUCAUUGAGUCUGGUAAGAAGGAGGGUGCUACUUUGUUGACUGGUGGUGAGAGACCAGAUGGUAAGGGUUUCUUCAUCAAGCCAACUGUGUUUGGUGAUGUUACUGAGGAUAUGAGAAUUGUCAAGGAGGAGAUCUUCGGUCCAGUCAUUACAGUUCACAAGUUCAAGACUGUUGACGAUGCUGUCAAGUUGGCUAACGACUCCCAGUACGGUUUGGCUGCUGGUAUCCAAUCUUCUAACGUGAACACCUGUAUUGAUGUUUCCAGAAGACUCAAGGCUGGUACCAUUUGGGUCAACACUUACAACGACUUCCACGCACAGGUUCCAUUCGGAGGUUUCGGUGCUUCCGGUAUGGGCAGAGAGAUGGGUAAGGAGGUUUUGGACAACUACACCCAGACCAAGGCUGUCAGAAUGGCCAUUCUCAAGUAA